UACAAAAUCUCUCAACAUCACACCACACCACACACAUCUCUCUCUCUCUCUCUCUCCAAGUAAUGGCAUCAAGCUCAAUGACAUCCUCAUCAUGGAGUAGCAAGCAGAACAAGCAAUUUGAGGCAGCCCUAGCUAAGUUCGACAGGGACACGCCCGACCGCUGGCACAACAUCGCUCGAGCCGUCGGAGGCGGCAAAUCGGCCGACGAAGUCCGCCGCCACUACGAGGCCUUAGAGAGGGACAUUUCCAGCAUUGAGAACGAUCAAGUCCCCAUCCCCAACUAUAGGGCUGCCCGCAAUGCCAGAACUUAGCUACGAUUGAUCAAGAAUUUCCAGCUACAGAAAGCGACCGCAGCAAACUGUGAUUAGCAAACUGGUGGCGAAUUGUAGAAAAAUUAAUGAUGCAGAUGCAUAACUUACUUAAUGUAUAUAUAUAUAUCUGUGAUGGUGGUUAAAUUGUAUGAUUAUGCUGAAUUAAUUAAAAUUGUCAGUUUUGAGGGAAAA
Salvia miltiorrhiza (redroot sage) is the source of this 503-nucleotide messenger RNA. Its product is annotated as protein RADIALIS-like 4. The record is from RefSeq and is a predicted model, not a curated record. Bases 63 to 311 code for a protein of 82 amino acids. Lineage: Eukaryota; Viridiplantae; Streptophyta; Magnoliopsida; Lamiales; Lamiaceae. Gene Ontology annotation, molecular function: DNA-binding transcription factor activity. The transcript has 2 exons.